AUGUCGAAAAGUUCGGGAGGGGACAAAUGGCUUAGCGAACUCGGCUACAAGCUGGGCCAGACGUUGGGCGAGGGCAGCUAUUCGAAGGUGAGGGUGGCCACUUCGGCCAAGUACAAAGGACCACUCGCCAUCAAGGUGGUUGACCGACGCCGGGCGCCCCCGGACUUCAUCCACAAGUUUCUCCCGCGAGAGCUCUCCAUCUUACGGGCCAUCCGCCACCCCAACAUCGUACGGGUCUUUGAGUUCAUUGAGGUCUGCAACGGGAAGCUGUACAUAGUGAUGGAAGCCGCUUCCACCGACCUGUUGCAACUGGUGCAGCAACUGGGGAACCUACCCUGCACCCCGGAAGCACGGGAAAUCUUCUCCCAGGUCGUGGGAGCUGUCCGCUACUUGCACGACCGCGACCUGGUGCAUCGUGACCUCAAGUGCGAGAAUGUGUUGCUCUCCGCAGAUACCCGCAGGGCAAAGCUGACCGACUUUGGCUUUGGCAGGGAGUCCCGUGGCUAUCCGGACCUGAGCACCACCUACUGUGGAUCAGCCGCCUAUGCCUCCCCCGAGGUGCUGCUGGGCAUCCCCUACGACCCCAAGAAGUAUGAUAUCUGGAGCUUGGGAGUGGUGCUGUACGUGAUGGUGACCGGCUGCAUGCCCUUCGACGACACCCACAUCCACAGCAUGCCACGCCACCAAAAGAAGGGCGUCUUCUACCCGGAGGGGGUCCCCGCCUUGCCUGACCCCUGCAAAGCUCUGAUCGCCCAGCUGUUGCAGUUCAGUCCAGCAUCCCGACCUGGGGUGGGGCAAGUAGCCAAAAACAGCUGGCUGAAAAGCGGACUCGUCAACAAAGAAUCCUCUCUUCGGUAG
Messenger RNA from Sphaerodactylus townsendi, 858 nucleotides. RefSeq names its product testis-specific serine/threonine-protein kinase 6-like. Gene Ontology annotation, cellular component: cytoplasm. Gene Ontology annotation, biological process: microtubule cytoskeleton organization; protein phosphorylation; intracellular signal transduction. Gene Ontology annotation, molecular function: protein serine/threonine kinase activity; ATP binding; tau-protein kinase activity. The transcript has a single exon. The record is from RefSeq and is a predicted model, not a curated record. The coding region runs from base 1 to 858 and encodes 285 amino acids. NCBI's taxonomy places the organism in Eukaryota, Metazoa, Chordata, Lepidosauria, Squamata, Sphaerodactylidae.